AUGCCUGGCUUUGUAGAUCUUGGAGGUCAUGCUGAUGAGACCAGUAACGCAACCAAGGCCCUUGUGUUCAUGGUCAGGGGAUUGCAAGUUGGAAAGAGAAAAAGGUCAGAGGAAGGCUGUAGCCAGACUGUCCUGCAGGGAACAAACAACAAUGCUGCUAAGAAAGGACUGGUUGAAGUGCUGGAGGUUCCUAACACUGAAGCUCCAGCGAGGAAGAAGAGAAAAGGGGCAGUGGAGCAGCCCAAGAGACAGACUCGUAGACAGAGGAAAGCCGCCAAGCCUGACACCUUUGCCACUCGCUAUAUUGUUGGAGAAAAACUAGGCGAAGGAAGCUUUGGAUCUGUCUUCAAAGGACAGCGAGUGUCUGAUGGCCUACAGGUGGCCAUCAAAUUUGUGCAAAAACUGCAUGAUGACCGAUAUGUCCAAAGUCCUGUUGAGUUUAAGGUUGUGCCUGUGGAGGUGGCUCUGCUGCAGAUCAUGAGCCAGCCACCCAUCUGCAAAACCGUCAUCCAGCUCAUCGAAUGGUUUGAUGAGCCUGACCGCUACAUCUUGAUCCUGGAGCGCCCUGACCCUUGCAAGAGCUUGGACAGUUUCCUUCAGGACUAUGGAGGUCACGUCACUGAAGACAUGGCGCGAGAUAUAGUCUGGCAGUCUGUGGUGGCGGCAUUCCAGUGCAGCAAGCGAGGUGUCCUGCACCGGGACAUCAAACCGGAGAACUUGUUGAUCAACCAGGACACCUUGGAGGUCAAGCUGAUCGACUUUGGCUGCGGCGAUUUGAUCAAGAAAUAUGGUUACAACAUUUUUGAAGGUAAAACAAGCAACUUAGCUGUUCAGUGUUAGUGAAUGUCUGUGCUCAGCUCUGCUCAUUUCUCUCCCUCUUUCAUUUUCACAGGCACAAACGAAUACUGCCCUCCUGAGUUUCUUCUGGAAGAGAGGUAUCAUGCUGGUCCAGCAACAGUUUGGUCCCUUGGUGUCCUAAUGUUCAGGAUGGUUUGCGGGUUCCUUCCCUUUGCCAAGGAUGAUGACAUCAUUGAUGGGGCUCUGCACUUCAGAGAUGGACUAUCUGAUGGUGAGAUAAAUGAGAGCAUCCUGGUAAACGAGUGUGGAAAUGACAAUGAUUCAUAA
Messenger RNA from Colossoma macropomum (tambaqui), 1125 nucleotides. Its product is annotated as serine/threonine-protein kinase pim-1-like. Lineage: Eukaryota; Metazoa; Chordata; Actinopteri; Characiformes; Serrasalmidae. Gene Ontology annotation, molecular function: ATP binding; protein serine/threonine kinase activity. Gene Ontology annotation, cellular component: cytoplasm. The transcript has 5 exons. Gene Ontology annotation, biological process: regulation of mitotic cell cycle; negative regulation of apoptotic process; protein autophosphorylation. The record is from RefSeq and is a predicted model, not a curated record.